Messenger RNA from Colletotrichum orchidophilum, 240 nucleotides. RefSeq lists its product as uncharacterized. The transcript has a single exon. Lineage: Eukaryota; Fungi; Ascomycota; Sordariomycetes; Glomerellales; Glomerellaceae. The coding region runs from base 1 to 240 and encodes 79 amino acids. The record is from RefSeq and is a predicted model, not a curated record.
AUGGGAAGGGACCGUGGACAAUUCGUGUCAGCCGUUUCUCGUUGUUCGUGUUCGAGAUCCUUUGUCUCCCUUGCAUCCGCCAGUUCUCAUGGCCGAUGGAUCAGGACGAUGGCAUGGCGGCGUAAGCGUGCUGUUGGCAGGAGGCGAGGAGAGAAGACGAAGGAAGAGGAGGGAGGAGGAGAAGAGAAGAGACAGACAGAUGCCUUAGAUGGGAGGGGGAAGGGAAGUGGAGUGGAGUGA